AUGUACCGCAAACGCAACGGCUCCCUCGGCUUCUCCUUCACGCGCUUCGCCAACGCCGCGGUGCCCAACUUCUUCGCCGACCCCACGCCCUCCCACCACAUCGACCUGACAACCUACCGCCACGACAUGUGCUACGUGCACCAGAUCGCGUCUCCAAACCCGUACGCGUUGGACGAGCGAUCCUUCUACGUCGCCGGCGUGGUCGACUCGGAGAGCGUCUCCAAGCGCGUCCACUCGAAACUCAUGAGACAUGACAUCCUGCGCCGCGAGGACGGCAGCGUCGACACGUUCAAGAUCGGCCCGCGGUUCCCGCAUCAGCUCGCGCUGUUGAACCUCAACAGGCAGAAGGAUCUGGUGGGGAUGUUGUUCUGGUGGGAGGAGGAGUGUCAGCGGUUAAGGAAGUUGGAGGGGGAGGAAAAGGAGUUGGAUGGUUUGAUCGGGGAGGCGACGGCGGCGGCGGCGGGGGAUGUGGUGCCGAGUGCCACGGGGCAGGAAGGUGAUAGUCCGCAGAGGGAGAUGUCGGCGGACCUGAAGGCCACAUUGGACCAGUUGAAGUUCGCGCGGGAGAGAGUCCGGAUGAAGAGGAGGCAGAGGCCUAGUCAGCGGGAUCCCGACGUUGAGGCGGACAAGGACGAUAUCUUGGGGGCGUUCCAUGGACGGAGUAAGAGCUUGCCAAGCACUACUCUGGGUGUCGGUGUUGGUGACGGGGUCGAAGUCGGUGGCGGCAGUGGUGGGAACGGAGAAGUCGACCCGGCACAGCAGCAAGAGCGGCAGCAGCAGGAUCUGGGCAAACCGCCAGAGUAUUUCGCCAGUUCUUGA
Messenger RNA from Cladophialophora yegresii CBS 114405, 819 nucleotides. RefSeq lists its product as uncharacterized. The transcript has a single exon. Bases 1 to 819 code for a protein of 272 amino acids. Lineage: Eukaryota; Fungi; Ascomycota; Eurotiomycetes; Chaetothyriales; Herpotrichiellaceae. The record is from RefSeq and is a predicted model, not a curated record.